Lagopus muta (rock ptarmigan) is the source of this 2657-nucleotide messenger RNA. It is a transcript of the gene EPCIP, whose product is annotated as chromosome 1 C21orf62 homolog. The transcript is spliced from 3 exons. Bases 688 to 1365 code for a protein of 225 amino acids. The record is from RefSeq and is a predicted model, not a curated record. Lineage: Eukaryota; Metazoa; Chordata; Aves; Galliformes; Phasianidae.
CAGGGGGUGGUAAAUAGCUGGAGAAUGCUUAAUAGCUUGUUUAUUCAUGUCUAAGGCAGUUUCUCCCACAGCACAAUUAUUUCCUUGUCACCAAUGUUCUCUUCCUGGAAGGUAUGUUUCAGAUUUGUUGCUUCGUAAUCACAGGGAAAUAACAGGUUAUGCAAAGUUUGUCUUGGAUGUGUUGCAAUUGUUUAUACUCAUAUGUCUGAGUUAAUAAUUAAUAGCUGUAUGAAUAAUAAACUGAAAGAACUGUGGAAAGGUUUUGCUCCCUCUUGCAAACACUUCUUUAGGAAAACCGUUCACCAAAGGCAGCAGAGCUUUCCUGUCAAUUAUUCCCAUUGUGUUCUGUUAAAAAACUGUCUUGAGAAAGGCACUGGCAGAGGACAGUCAGGGGAAGAGCAGCUGGAACCUGUGCUUUAUUCUGCUGUUUAAUUUACAAGUCAGGCUGGUGAUGCAGGGAGUACAAAGCACAACAAGCACGCCAUCACUCUGUGGCUCUGCAGUCUGCUGGCAGUGACACCAUGCUCUGUCCCAACCCGUGAGUGGGAGCUGAGACACCCAGCACCAGGCAUGUGGCAUCCUUUCUGAAGUAGUGGGAUCUGAACUGCACACAACAGUAGGUAAAGACAAGCGAUAAAAUCCACUGUGUAAAAGGAGAAGACACGUGGCAUUUUGGCACCAGUACCAAUGAAGCUAACAGCCUUCUCUACUUUCUGUUUUUGGCUGGCUCUCUUUUUGGCUGGCUUCCUUAGCAUAUGCAUUACUGACAGUUUUAUGGGAAGUCAGAAGAACCAUACACUAAUUUUCACCAAGGAAAGCAAUAUUCGCAACUGCAGUUGCUUGGCGGAUAUCCGUGACUGUGACUACAGCCUGGCAAACCUGCUGUGCAAUUGCAGAACCGUGCUGCCUUCUACCAUGGAAAAAACUGACUACAGUAGCGACCUGACAAUUUGGUUCACAGACACCUCUGUGCUGGAGAUGCUCCUCAACUUCACAAUGGUGUGGGAUUUGAAGCUCUCCUUCUGUGGCACUACUCCUCUACCAACAGAAUACUUGACCAUCUGGGGACUGAGAAAGCUCCGGGUGAAAAAUAAGGUCAAGGGACAAUUUCCAGAGCAGAGCGUAACCAUCUACAGUAGCAGCAAGAAUGAAAAAGAAGAUCUACUCACAAUGCACAACAAAGACAGGCAAAUGUUAGUGUACAUUUCUUUCCUGGAUACCUCUCUUUUCAAUGGAUAUUCUUUGCUGAAGUCAUACAGUGUGGAAAAUGUCUCUAGUAUCACAGAGCACUUUCACAACCUGCUGUACUCCAAUGUUUUCUCAAACUCAGAUAACAAAAGUUAUGUUGUAACAUUCAUUUACUGAGUUUUCUAGCACAGUCAGCCAAAGGCAUGGCAAACUGCUGAAAGAGACAUGGGACUCUGUUUGGUUUGGCCACAAGGAGCCAUUAUGGGAUGAAAAGUUUUGACUGUGUACUCUACAAGGAGGCGUUUGAAGUAAUACAGAUUCAUCUGACUAACUCAAUAAACGCUUCCUUAAAGAACAAAGAACACAUGAAACAAGGUAAAAGCAUCACUACAAAUCUUUUAUAUUGUAAGCUAAGAAUUGAACACACUCUCUGUUCCCUGACAAUCUUGGUCACUCUCCACUGGGCACACUCUGGUUGAUCAAUACUUUUCUUCCAAUGAGGGAGGCCAAAACUGCCAGUAGUACUCUGCACACGGGGAAUAAUCCCUUGCCUAUAUUUACUGGCCUCACCUCUGUGCUGUGAGGUUUGAGGCAUUUGAAACAGACUGCCCAGAUGUGUGUUCAAUACCCAUCCCUGGAGGUGUUCAAGGCCAGACUGGAUGGGGCCCUGGGCAGCCUGCUCUGGAAUUAAAUGCGGAUGUGGGUGGCCCUGCCUAUGGUAGGGGAGUUGGAGCUUGAUGAUCCUUGAGAUCCCUUCCAACCCAAGCCAUUCUGUGAUUCUAAGAUUCUAUGAUUCUAUGAUUUGAGGUGUUUACAAGUUACCAGAGAAAAACUGAGAGUGCUGGUUUUCUUUGCCCUCCACUGAGUUGUCAGGGCUGGGAUCCCCAUGCUCAGCCUGGGUGACAGAGCCUCUUAGGACAGCAAAGGCAGCUUUGCAGUCUGCUUCCCACCUCAGCAUAACCAAUGGUGCAUUUGCGAGAUGGCCAGCAAUCUGUGGAUUUUCAGUAUGUGAUGGAGGGUGCCCAGUUAUGUAGCAGGGUACUCUCGUUUUCCAUUCAUUGUGGGAAAAGGUGGGCAAGAGGUCACCCUGCAAAAUGCCAUGAUUAUAAAGGUGUGUUUUUUCCCAUAGAUGGCUCCUUUCUCCAAAUACAGCAAAGUUGAUUUCAUCUUUUGUGCUGAUGGUAAACUCUCCUCUCUAAGAAAAGGAGAAAAUAAGCCAUCCUGUGACUCAUCUGAUAAGUAAGGCAAAGCUUCAGGCAACAGGUAUUAGCUGCACUGUGGGAGAGAUUGCCAUUCCCUGAAAAACAUCACGACAGUGUCAAUAGCCAAGUCUACUCCUUGCCCAUGUCUGCAGGAUUCACAUUCUGUGAGAUGCAAUUAAGGCUGGAAUCAAUGUGUAUAGUAUAAUAAAGUCCAAACAGAAUUGCAAUGCCAGCAAAGGAUUACAUUUUUUGUUGUUGUUUUUUUUU